Molecule: messenger RNA, 1851 nt
Organism: Microbotryum saponariae
Lineage: Eukaryota; Fungi; Basidiomycota; Microbotryomycetes; Microbotryales; Microbotryaceae
Source: the annotation of a GenBank genome assembly
AUGCGACGCGUGUGGUGUGCCAGCCUCAUCGAUACGAUGGCCGGCAAGAAGAAGAAAGGAUCACCCAGGCUAAUACGGAAGCAGAGACAAGAGGCGAAGCGCAUGGACCGACGUCCGGGGGCUGUAGGAGCUGCUCCGAGUGGGAGGUUGGUCCCAGAACGGAAUGGCGGCAGAUGGCAGGUGCCACACCAGCAGCAGCACCAGCAGCAGCAGUACCAGCACCAGCCAAUACAACAGCAGUACAUGCCGGUCAUGCCCCACGCGCGAUUCUACCCGAAUGGAAUGCCGAUACCGCCCUACGCCCCGAUGACAUCCCCACCGCCUCAGUUCAAUCAGUCACCUUACGCACCGCCGGCGUUCAAUUCAGCCUCGAUCAGUGGCCAGACCGAGUCAGUUCUGCCGAGACCGCGCGUGGGGAUUGGAGAGUGCACGGACUACAACCGAACUGACCCACCCCAGCUUUGACUUCAACCCACUCAGAGGUUACUCUCCGCAUGAACCCUUGAUCAAUGGUCCUGUGUCAUUCAAUGGGGGUCACUACAACCCAGCCUUCCUGCCCCAAUUCCAAAGAGGUUUCUUCGAGCCGACACCCCCCGUGUGGGAUCAGCACCAGCGCUGGGGAGCACCGUGCCCGCCUUUCCCUUAUACCCAGAAUCAACAAGACUAUCAACAACAUUACCAGCAAGCCAAUCAGCCAUACCCUCAGUCCCAGCCCCCAAACUACCAGAAUGCUCCGACCCACCCGGCUCCGGCGCAUGGCCGCGGGCAGGGUGGUGCACGACCGAAUGUUCGCCCGAGGGCCGGAUCCCCGCCUGCAUCUACUAGUGGUAGUGGCCCAUACGUCCGACCGCAACGUCGAGUCAAGCGGGCGCGCGAUGCGCCACCUCCCGAACCGAACGAAGCGUACCUCGCCGUUGCUCAAGAGCCUUCGUCCGUCCUUCCCGAACCGAUCUCACCGCCUUGCCUCGUCCUCGACCUCAACAACACGUUGCUGUUUCGCAAGAAGCGAGAUGCGUCCGGUUCACGAUCUCCGAUCGCACGACCUUACCUCGCCACGUUCCUCAACUACCUCGUCAGUCAAACCACCGAUGGGUCACCGAGAUGGAUCCUGGCGGUCUACUCGUCGGCAAGGGCCAAGAACGUCCUGGCCCUACUCGCGGCCGUCGGACUCGUCGACCACGAGCGGGCAAACUCGGUUCAAGGUGGUCAAUCGUGGGAAGCGGAAGAGGGGGAUGCGUUGGCGUUGGUUUGGUCGAGGGAAAAGAUGGGGUUGACGCCGAGAGAGUUCGAUCUCGAUGUCGAGACGUCCAAGGAUUUGGAUCCGCUUUGGCGCGUGCUGGGGGGUGAACUGGGACCGAGAAGAACGGUAUUAUUGGAUGACGAAGAGGGCAAAGCUGUAAGUCCUUCCGAGGGACAACGGGGUGGAGGUAUUGCGGCGACUGAACCCUUACUUUUCAAUUCCGAUUUCAACAGGCGACUCAACCCUACAACCACCUCCCCAUCGAACCCUUCCUGCUCGAUCCCUCGAGUCUCCCACCUUCGAGUCCUCCUCGCUGGGCCUCCUUACCCCGAGGAUUUCGAGCCCCUUCCGUCGAUCUCCCUCGAGCCUCAGCGACCGAGAUCGCUUCGACUCACCCCUGCGGCCAAGACGAAGCGCUCUUGUCGACCAUCUACCUCCUUGAACAACUGCGAGAGCAGAGCAACAUUGCGGGUUUCAUCCGUAACGGUGGAUUGAAAAGGACGGAUAUCGUCGAUGAGGGGAAACGGAUAGCGUGGGCAAGGAAGUUUUGUCGUGCGCAUGAUAUUCCUGUCACGAGGGACUGGGAUCCGAACUGGUUCUCCAGUCCCUAG